AUGGUGCAGAAGAUUGGCAGAAUCAUUUCGGAGAGCAUCGCGAGCCGAAUUCCUGACGCGGAUGGUCGUGCUUCGAAUCUUGUGCAGGUCGAUCCCGAGGAACGUACUAAGAACUCGUCCGCAGUUCGUGAUCAGCAGGAUGAGAGUCAUUCGAUCCCGGGUGCAACCAAUAUCAUCACAGCAAGGGUGAUAAACAAAAUGGAGAGUGACCCAGUGAGGCUGUAUUGCAAUGUUUAUGAGUACGGUCGCUCGACUGUCGAGUACAGAGCAGUGUUCUUGAAGCGUUUGGAAUCUACGAGCUUUCAAAUGAAUCUGCCGGAUGAUGAGUUUGCAGAUAGGCAGCUGAUUUGCAGCUUUGCGUGGAGAGACGACAAAUUCAUGUGGUGGGCUCUGUACAAAAAUAGUCCUCAUCGCUAUGAUGAGCCACUUUCCAACUGGCUUGUGAAUGAGCAGGGUCUUCACUACAAGACCAAGGCUCUUGGUUUCUCCCUCGUUCGAGAAUGGGAGAACUGGUAA
This is a messenger RNA of Marchantia polymorpha subsp. ruderalis, 516 nucleotides long. NCBI's taxonomy places the organism in Eukaryota, Viridiplantae, Streptophyta, Marchantiopsida, Marchantiales, Marchantiaceae. The record is from the annotation of a GenBank genome assembly.